This is a messenger RNA of Procambarus clarkii (red swamp crayfish), 5276 nucleotides long. The record is from RefSeq and is a predicted model, not a curated record. Lineage: Eukaryota; Metazoa; Arthropoda; Malacostraca; Decapoda; Cambaridae.
CUCCUCAGAAGUCAGUUAUCUGAUGCGAAGCUCAUAUUUAUUUUUCAAGUUGAUGUGUGUUCCCGGCGGAGUCAUUAGCCUGGAGGCAGUUAUCAGGUGGCACUCAGCCAGAGAGGCAAAGACCCAGAUGCCAAUCCAGCUGUCACGCUUGUGUCAGGCAUGAGAAGAGCAAGGGCGGCCGUGUUGUGACAAGUGACAACUGUCAUUGUGCACGUCCAGGAAGACGCUGAUUGACAGAUGAUGCUAAGGCAGCGGCCGCCGCCCGACCUGCGUUGACCUCCUCCUGCGUGUGGCUGGCUAUGGACCCCACACUCACCCCUCACUAUCGCAGAUUUGUGUGAAACGUGUCCCCUAAAAGUAGCGGGUUAGGUUUGGCAUUGUUAGCGAGGCGUCGCAGGAGCUAAACAUGGGCCAGGGCCCAGGCGGGCCAGCCAGGCUGCCACGCUAAAAUUAUACCAGAGCGGAGCCCGGCAGGCAGCGCUGGGUUCACCAGCAUCACCAGCCAGUGUGCACCAACCCAGGCCAACCACAUCACCAGGCCGACGUAACCUCCGCCCCACCAGGGAUCACCAUCCUGCAGCCUGACGUCACUCCCCCUGGCCUCUAUGGCCGCCCGCACGCCCCCCGACGCCCACCACCACACGUGAACAAGGUGGUAGUCGCUGCCGCCGCCCGCGCUGCGCCGCCCUCCACUAUUAUCACACACACCUUGCUGGAGAUUAAUAACCGGGUAAACACCACGGGCAGGUGCGGAAGGCUUGCCUCGGACUGCCAAAGUGUGGGGGUCACACCCCCCCCCCCCACCCCUAGGCCACCCGAACACGGGAGGGGGGACUGGCCGACGUAGCCCACACCGACCUGGCUACAGUCGUCGGCGAUCUGUGACUUCGUUACCCGACCCGUCCAGCUUCCUCACGUGUGAACGCGUUCGGCCACAUCCAGAAAACAGUGAUUGUGCAUUUCAGUGAAUUUUCCGGAUCAGUGGUGUUUGUGAUAGAUGUAAUACACUGCAGGGGUUGAGGGUUAGGGAGGGGGGGGUUGCGGGUGUGUAGUGGUGUAGGAUGCCGGGGCCCGACAGCAGGUGUGUGACUGUUGCAGUGGUGUUGACCUGUAGAGGGAACGAAGAGUUUGCGACAGCGUGCGGCUAGCAGGGCCUCGUGUGUGUGUGUGUGUGUGUGUGUGUGUGUGUGUGUGUGUGUGUGUGUGUGUGUGUGUGUGUGUGUGUGCGGUGAACAGUGACACCCGCCACACGGGGACCUUCCUGGGGGCCCUACAGUGUGACGCUGGUGGGGAGCGUCCUCCCCGCCUCUGUCAGUGUUUGCCGUAGGAGCCAUGACGGUCUCCUAUCAGUAUGACGUCGCCUCCUCCACCUCCGGCGGCUUCACCCGCCUCCUCUUCAAGUGGAAGGGUUCCCUGUAUAAGCUCAUAUACCGAGAGCUGUUCCUCUUCUGCCUGGGAUACGCCUGCAUGAGCUGCAUCUACAGGUUCGUCUUCACUGAGCCGCAGAAGAGGAGGUUCGAGGUGGCGGUCCUCUACUGCGACACCUACAUGAACUACAUCCCCCUCUCCUUCAUCCUGGGCUUCUACGUGUCCUUCGUGGCCUCGCGGUGGUGGCAGCAAUACAUGGCCAUCCCCUGGCCUGACAAGAUCAUCCACGCCAUCGCGCUGCACAUCACCGGCUACGACGACAAGGGUCGCAUGAUGAGGAGGACCUUGGCCCGCUACAUCAACCUCAGCCUCGUCCUCAUCCUCCGCUCCAUCUCCUCGCCCCUCAAGAAGAGGUUCCCCACGCUGGAGCACCUGGUGGAGGCAGGCUUCAUCACGACCACGGAGCUGGGAAUCUACAAGCUGGUGCCCAACAAGGAGUUCAACACCUACUGGGUGCCCUGCACGUGGUUCACGGCGCUGCUCAAAGAUAUCAAGGCGCAGAAGAGGAUACCGGAUCCCAUGGGCGUUAAACACAUUAUGGAGGAGUUUCUCGAAUUUCGAGCCAAAUGUGGCUUGCUCUGGUGUUACGAUUGGGUGAGCCCCCCGCUGGUAUAUACACAGGUAGUGACGAUAGCCACCUACGCCUUCUUCUUGGCGGCUAUCGUUGGGCGGCAGUUCGUGGAGAAGUCCCCUUACCCGUACAAGGCCAAGCUUGACCUCUACAUCCCCUUCUUCACCAUCCUUCAGUUCUUCUUCUACAUGGGUCUCCUCAAGGUCGCUGAGCAACUGAUUAACCCGUUCGGUGACGACGAUGAGGAUUUCGAACUCAAUUGGAUUAUUGAUAGACAUAUGAAGGUGUCUUAUCUCAUUGUGGACACCCUCCUCCUGAGGACGCCGCCCCUCUGUAAGGACAUCUACUACGACGACGAGAGCCCCGUCUUGCCCUACACCGAGGCGUCGGCCGAGUUCAAGAAGCGGACGUACCGAGGAUCGGUGGCCAACAUGGUAAUCCCCGAAGAUAAACAGAACCUCAUCCUGCCAGACAUCGAGGAGGAGGGCGAAGAUGACGAGCGCCGCCCCUCCAGCAGCCUCGCCACCCAGCACCCCUCCAUCAGGUCCUCCGCAAACAACUUCGGAGGCAGCAAGGACCUGCGGAGCUUGAGCGUGCCUGAUGAUGGUCUCACUCUGAUAGGCGGAAGUCCAUCGCCCCGUAGCGCUCGAAGAGACAGCUCGAAGUCGGCGCCGCUGUCCAGGUCUUCAAGCAGACGGACUGGCACUGCAGGUAGUAAGGGUAUUGGGAGUGCUCUACUGGCUAUUGGGGCGCAUCAAGGCUUUCUUGCCGCGGAUCCGGAGAAGGUAAGCCAGGCCAGCUUGGUAGGGGUCGCUACUGCCACUGAGGGAGCCGCGAAGGAAGCCGACGAUAUGGACUGUGUCAUCUUGCCGUUCUCCAGCUGGGCUCACACCCUCGACAAAGGCGACUCCGUUACCCUUGACAUGGGCAGCAUCGGCGACGAAGAGGAGACGUGGCGUGAUGAAAAAUACAAACAGAAAGUCAAGCCAGCUUUUCGUCUGCCGGCGUCAAUCAAAGCGAGACUAGCGGUACGGAAGAAACCCGUUAUUACCUGGCGACCCUAUACGCGGCAGUUAAGUAUGGCUCAGGAUAUACCUCAAGUCCUUCCAGAAAACUUUCCUGACGCCGUUGAAACUGAAAUUCCAGACGAUAUCAAGGCCGUGAUGCUCAGCGAUCUCCCGCCCGGCCACUUUGAGGACGAAUGCGCCUUUAUGUGGCGAACCAUCGAUAAUGAUUCUGAUUCUAUGAAGACGGCUCACUCUACAGUAAGUGACGACCCCCACUAUGACAUCUGGGUUCAAGACACACAAGUUCAGUCACUCUCACACUACAAAGACGUGAAGCCUCAGUCUCUCGACGUAAAGUUAGAAGAAUAUGGUUGGCCCAAAGACCCGAGAGCCCAGAGACUGGGGCUUCGCAGGCCGCUGGGAGUUCGCAGGGCAAGAUACAAAACCCGAGGCCGCAUGCGGUGCCACACUUGCUCCUUGCCUCUGCUCUCCACACCACGGAAGAGUCUCACCAUCCCACCCAACCUCGUCAGAAGUCUUAGUGAAAACUCUGUGUUCGUCGAAGCGAUCGUCCGGCGCCUCAGUGAGCACAGCCGAUCUCAGGAAAAACCUUAUUCCCCCAGCAAGCGGCAGCAGCUAGCCCUGACCCUCCCUCCAUUGAGACUGACGGUGAACGGCAGAAGCAUCUGCACCAGUAGCCCCGGUUCCCUCGACUCUCAAACUCACUGAUUGCCUCAAGAGUCAAGGCUCAAGUGUAUGGUUGUGAACUUGGUGUUUAGACUAUGUUGGAUUGCAUAUUCCAUUUCAUACUGAUGUAAUGAUAAAAUGUGUGAUGAUCUUCUGUAUAACUUGGGAGGGGAAAUCUUCACAUGAUUUCCUUCCUGACACAAUAAGAUCUUCGUGCUCUUAGUCUUUCUUGUUGACUUAACUGUUAAUUAUUCCUCAUUGUUAUUUCGUUUAUAUUAAGAUAUACUGUAACAGAAAAAAAUAGGAUAGGCACUAGCCGCUAAAUAUCUAUAUAUAGUACAGUUUUUUACUCCUCGAUUUUUUUAACGUUUCGUGACUGGUCCUGUGCACAAGAUCGAACUUCUCGACCACGUGGACCAUUCCCGUCCCAGGUCCUUGAUGACUGGCUGAGGUCACCAGCCAGUGUGGGCAGGGCUUAUACCGCCCGCCGCUCGAGAAUGGAGGUCCUAAAUCACAGCCAUUAUGGCACAUUCUGUGUGGCCUUGUUGUUCAUGUUUUAUACUUGUUGUAUUGGAACUGUGUGACCUAUGACCACCUUUUCAAAGACGUCGCCACCCGGUUGAUUUAGAGAGCAGGUGAGGGCGCCUGCUUACCGUGAGUGAACUUAUCUAAAUCCAAUUUGACUUAGAUUUUACCAUCCAUAUGAUCUGUAGAACUUAAGGUAAAUGUUAAGAAAUCUGCUUAUACAGUAAUGCUACUUUUACAAAAAGCUUUGCUAGUAAUGGAUAUUAUUAUGAUGAGGGAGUGAGGAAGGACGCCUAGAGAAGAAAAUACGCCAUCCCAAGACGAGUCUUGAUGUAAGCAAGAAGGCAAGGAGAAGUCUGUGAAAUGGAAAUGGAUUGGAUUUGUACCUCAUUAAAUUUACGGAAACUGUUAAAAAAAAACUGGAACUGUUGAAGCCCUGUAUGUUAUAAUUUGAAGCAAGGAAAAACAAAAGGACAUUGAAGUGCGGUAAUGUUAUAAGAAUAGAGACUUGAGAGCUUACAGGGGAGACAGAAAAGCUUUCGGAAUACAUAAACCUCUUUUAAGUGCAAAGGUGUUUUGCUGGUCAAUGUUAGUAGCUUGAGGGUCAGUAGAAUGCUCAACUCUCGGUAUGUGUAUCAACCACAUUUUUCGCUAACAACUUACGUCAUGUAUCGGUCCUAUCACAAAUACACCACACCAAUUACACUCAGAUAUAUUAACAUAAUUUUAAGUUAAAUAAGACUACUGAUAACAUACACAAUUGCUUUGCCAUGAUAAGGAAACCUCACCAUGAUGUCAGUAAUCAGUCCCUUUUUUUCAAGUCAUUUUGUUUCCGUUCCUUUAUAAAAGACUUCGAUUUUAAGUGGUUCACUUUUAAUGGGAGUGAAUCUAUGAGGCGUAAGGGAAAUUCCAGAACAAGAUCCUCGUUCACAAAGAGCCCUGGGGCCAGAGUCACGAAAGCACUUACGCAAACACUUACGAACCUGUACAUCUUUCCUAAAUCUUUGGCGGCUUUGUUUCCAAUUAUUAAACAGUUAAUAAACUCCGAAGCACCAGAA